Messenger RNA from Cladophialophora yegresii CBS 114405, 1572 nucleotides. RefSeq lists its product as uncharacterized. Lineage: Eukaryota; Fungi; Ascomycota; Eurotiomycetes; Chaetothyriales; Herpotrichiellaceae. Bases 1 to 1572 code for a protein of 523 amino acids. The transcript has 2 exons. The record is from RefSeq and is a predicted model, not a curated record.
AUGGGCUUCAUUGAUGACCUUGGCCACGCCUUUGAAAGCGCAGGCCAGACUAUCAAAAAUACCGCCGAAUCUGCAGGAGGCGCCAUUGCUGGAGCUGCGACCAAGGCCGGCACUACCAUCAGUGACACGGCCACAGCAGGGGCAAACACGGUUGCGACUGGCGUUGUUAAUGCCACCGAGGCCGCCCUCGAGGCCAUGGACCCUGAGAGAAAGAAGCAGCGCGAGCGUAUGCAACAGGCUCAGCAGGAAUGGUCCAGACUGGAUAACGAGGCCAACGAGGCUCUGAAGGCCGCACAAGUGCAGUCGCAGGCGCAAAUUCCCGCGGAGCUGAAUCCGAUCAAAGCUCAAGCAGACACUCUUCACGUCCGGUUGACUCAAUACCUCGGUCAGGCUGACACAAUUCACACCCAGCUGCAGACAAAGGUCGAGCAAGACUACACCCAGGCCGUCCUGAAUCUCAAUUCUGGACUCGCCGGCCUGACACGCCUGGCCAUGAUCUUGCGGGGUCAUUCUGUCGAAGAAAUCCGCGAAGCAAAACUGGAGCAAGGCGGCGAUAUGGAUCCUAACGACUUCCUCCUCCGGGUCAUCGAUGGCAGCCAAAAGGGUUUCUCGGAUGCCAUGAACUCUGCGUCCACGUUGUUGUCUCUGGUGGGAGACCUGACAGUGCAAGUUCGGGAUUUGGACCAGGGCGAGAUCCCCACCCUCUUGGCCGACAUGGCUAGCUUUGGCGAAUUCAGCUCGAAAACAAUUACCGCGCAGAGGCAAAGCGCGGCAACCGCACAAAAGGCAAUAGAUGACCUCCAGAAGAACGUCCAGGAGCAGAAACAGGAAGUCGCAGAUCACCUUCACAUGAACAUGACCGACGAUCUCGCUGGCAUAGGCAAGGCUAUACUCGACACUUUCGGUGCAUCCUUUCCCGACGACAAGUGGGAAGAAUUCCUGCAAAGUCACUAUAUCAACAUCCAGAGUAGCAACAAGGACAUCGUACAGAACCAGACAACUGCAGCAGUCGCCAACGGCAUAGUCGAGCAGGCCACGCCAAUUUUGGAAACCGUGAACAAGCUACAGCAACAGACUGCCAACACGCUAGCCUCUCUCGAAGCGCUGGCCCCUCAGCUUGAAUCCCUGAAGGCAAACCUGAACGAGAUGAGAAUCCAGGUCGAUGACAUGGCAAAAGUUUUCACCACGCUCUCCGAAUCCAAGCAUCUCACCGUGUCGACCGCCCUGUACGUCAAAAAGCUCGGCCAAAUCGGCGCCACCAGCUUCCGUGUCGACGCCUGCUGCAGCAGCUUCGCCGGCGCCAUGUUCGCACAGCUCACGCAGAUCGCCAUACCCCAACCCGCAAGCAACGUGAUUACUCGCAACAGUACGGCUCCGGCCGAGGACGUCCAGAAAGAGGUGUCCGCCGAAUGGGAGGCUGCUCUGGCGUUGCCGCUACAGUGCUCUCUUCCACCCAUUGACGGGAAGCAGCACGAGCACUUCACUCCGGAAGUCCAGGACCGGACUGGAGCGCUGAUGCAAGAAGUCAUUCAGGCCGACCAGAAGGGCAUAGCGAGUUACUACACUCCGUGA